CACACUGACCAGCAACAAGAUGUCUGACCGCGACCCAAGGAUCUUCCAGACGCCUGUGGCGGACUCGACGACGGUGUUCUCCAAGGACCUGUUCAAGGGCAAGGUGCUCUUCUGCACAGGUGGAGGCUCCGGUAUCUGCUAUGGCAUGGUGUUGCAGAUGAUGAAGCACGGUGCCAACGCCGCCAUCGUGGGGCGAAAGGUGGAGCGCCUGACGGCGGCUGCCAAGCAGCAGGAAAAGGACGCUGGCAAUGGCACGCGAUGCAUCGCCACGCCUGGAGAUGUCCGCAAGUACGCUGACCUCGAGGCAGCGGUCGCCAAGACGAUGGAGACAUUUGGCCGCAUCGACUAUGUCAUUUGUGGAGCAGCAGGCAACUUUAUGGCGCCCAUCGACGGUGUGUCGCCCAAUGGCUUCAUGACGGUGCAGCAGAUCGACCUGCAGGGAACAUACAACACCGUCAAGGCGACCAUCAACGAAGUCAAGCGUAAUCACGGCGUCUACACCCACGUUGGUGCCACGCUGCACUACACGGCCAUCCCCUGGCAGGCAGCCGCCUCGGCCGCUAAGGCGGGCAUCGACGCCCUGAGCCAGAGCAUCGCCGUCGAGUACGGGCCCUUUGGUGUGAGGAGCAACGUCAUUGCGCCGGGCAUGAUGAAGGGCACUGAGGGCGCCGACCGGCUGACGCCCAAGGGCGGCGAGGAGAUUGUCGAGUCGAGGAUCCCCCAGCAGAGGAUCGGUGACAUUCACGACUGCGCAAAUGCGGCCGUCUAUCUCUUUUCGCCUGCCGCGUCCUACGUCUCUGGUACCAAGCUCGUCGUCGACGGCGGAGCGCAGCACUUCCCUGGUCCAUGGCUCCCUUACCCUGACUCGCAGCUGGACCCGCAGGACCUCAAGGAGCUCAUUACUGGCUCCAAGCUCUGAUGAUUGUCUGGAAACUACUUCUCUGGUCCUGUCCGUUGCUCCAGCCUUUUGUUAUCCAUCCAUCCAUCCUGGGGGUUGCUUGCAUUACAAUGAC
Acaromyces ingoldii is the source of this 1013-nucleotide messenger RNA. Its product is annotated as NAD(P)-binding protein. The record is from RefSeq and is a predicted model, not a curated record. Gene Ontology annotation, biological process: fatty acid catabolic process. Gene Ontology annotation, molecular function: 2,4-dienoyl-CoA reductase (NADPH) activity. The transcript has 6 exons. Bases 20 to 919 code for a protein of 299 amino acids. NCBI's taxonomy places the organism in Eukaryota, Fungi, Basidiomycota, Exobasidiomycetes, Exobasidiales, Cryptobasidiaceae.